CACGCGCAGGCGUAAAAAGUUAGUGUUGCAAUCUGCACCAGAAAGGGUAGGGGGAUUUAAAACCAGACUGAGAAAAAUGAGAAAGCUAGCAGUUGGCUAAUGAUGGGGCCCCGACAUAGUUAGCCAACUGAUAAUAAUCAUGGGAGGAUGUGUUGGGAGAGAACGCGAGGACACACAGGGCCACGGUUCAUCCAGGAGCGGUGGAAGGACACACCGAAAACGUGGAGGUCGCAAUGAGCCUCUCAAGAAGGACAAGCACAAGUGGAAGAGUGACUACCCCAUGACGGAGGGCCAGCUCCGCAGUAAGAGGGAUGAGUUCUGGGACACGGCCCCGGCCUUCGAGGGACGCAAGGAGAUAUGGGACGCCCUGAAGGCGGCCACUGUGGCCCUGGAGUGCAACGACCACGAGCUGGCCCAGGCCAUAGUGGAUGGAGCCAGCAUCACACUGCCUCACGGGUCCCUAACGGAGUGUUAUGACGAGCUGGGUAACCGCUACCAGUUGCCCGUCUACUGCCUGGCCCCUCCAGUCAACCUGAUCUCCGAGCGCAGCGAUGAGGACCCCAGUGACAGCCCCGAGCCCACCGCUGCCCCCAAGAAGGAGUUCCAGCUCAAGGUGCGCCUUUCCACGGGCAAGGACCUGCGCCUUAGCGCCAGCAUGGCCGACCCCAUCGGGCAGCUGAAGAAGCAGCUGCAGGCCCAGGAGGACAUCGACACGGCCCACCAGCGCUGGUUCUUCUCGGGCAAGCUGCUCACGGACAAGACCCGCCUGCAGGACACCAAGAUCCAGAAGGACUUUGUCAUCCAGGUCAUCGUCAACCCACAGGCCCCCAUUAACUAGGUCCCAGAUGAGAGGAGGAGUGAAGAGGAGGGGUGAUGAAGAGACCGGACUGGGUAAGAGGAACCCUGGAUAAUGGCUGUACCGCUGCGCUUUAAAACGGAGAGGUGUUUUUGGGGGAACAGAAGGGAGAGACUUUUCAAUGUCUACCAUUUUAAAGAGUGUGAUAUAUUUUUGAAUGUGUGACUUCUCUGUGGGAGGGUUGGUUGGUCAAUUGAUUGAUCUAGCCAGACCAGACCACUCACUCUGAGAAGGGUUUUCUCUGUGUCACUCACCACACUAACUCUGGAGUCACACUGUCCUCUGAGCCCUCUACCCUCCCCCUGCAAAAAUGACCCAACCCAAAUCACAGCAGAAAUGCCCUACAGAUGUGAGACUGCAGGUGUGAACUGAAUGGCACGUGCAAGGGGUCUGCGUCUGCACUAACGUUAACCAAGUGCCAAUAGAAAUCGCAGAGUCAUUUGCAUUGGUUGUAAAGCACAUCUUUUUCUGCCCGAUACUCUGGCAUGGAUUCCUACUAUGAUCCUCCCUCAAGUGAAAUACAAACUAUUUUUCUCAUUCUUACUCUUAAAUAAGCUUUUUUUGCACACUUGAUUAUACUUGCAUAGUAGUUUGUGUGCCUUCAAGGACAAAAACAAAACAAAAUCUCUAGUUUUACUGCUAAAGCCUUCUGUCUAGAUUCAGGAAUAAUCUUUUCAUAGAUCUAUAAAAAUCAUAAAUACACUUCUGCCUUUUUCGAUUAUCUGUCUAUCAGUUGUUGAAGUUCAGAUGUACUGUGGUGUUUUCAUGGAUGUUUUCCACGUGUUGUCCCCCACCCCUAUUUUUUUAUGUACAUGAAAAGUGAGUGAUUUUAAAGAGCCCAGCCCUCGUAUGCUGUGCCACAUUACAAUCCUGAGGUGAAAUGUGAAGCUAACCAUUUCAGAGCUAUAGUGAAGAUGAUUGGAGAAAGCCUCUCUGUUUAAUACUGUACUGAGUGUACAAAACAUUAGAAACACCUUCCUAAUACUGAGUUGUACCCCCUUUUGCCCUCAGAACAGCCUCA
This is a messenger RNA of Coregonus clupeaformis (lake whitefish), 1877 nucleotides long. RefSeq names its product ubiquitin domain-containing protein 1. Gene Ontology annotation, molecular function: protein binding. The record is from RefSeq and is a predicted model, not a curated record. The transcript has 4 exons. Lineage: Eukaryota; Metazoa; Chordata; Actinopteri; Salmoniformes; Salmonidae. The coding region runs from base 140 to 838 and encodes 232 amino acids.